This is a messenger RNA of Branchiostoma belcheri (Belcher's lancelet), 1246 nucleotides long. RefSeq lists its product as uncharacterized. NCBI's taxonomy places the organism in Eukaryota, Metazoa, Chordata, Leptocardii, Amphioxiformes, Branchiostomatidae. The annotation marks the transcript as partial. Gene Ontology annotation, molecular function: zinc ion binding; nucleic acid binding. The record is from RefSeq and is a predicted model, not a curated record. The transcript has 2 exons.
AUGCAGCGGCAGCAGGAGCGGCUGGAGAGACAUCGCGUGGAGAAGGAACGCCAACGGGAAGGGCGAGGGGACCGAGACAGGGACAGACACAGGGACAGGGACAGACGUAGGGACAGAGAGGGGAGGUCAGGGCGGGACCAUAACCACAGACCUCAGCACAUGGCCAUCUACCAGCUGCAGAGGUCUGGGCAACAGUCGCACAUGCAGCCUCCCCUACAGCCCCAGCAGAUGAGACCCUCGUCGGGGAAAGAUCACUCGCGUAUCCCGCAGCCCAUGGUGGUUAGCCAGUCGCAGCCGGUUUCGCAGCCGGUGCCGCAGGUGGCGGCCUCCCCGCAGGUGCAGCAGGCGGCUGGGCUGGUGAGGUUUGCCCGUGCCAACCACUGGGCGGAAGACACGUGGGCGUCUCUACUGAGUGCCCUACUCACGGGGAGGGCGCUGGAUGUGUACAGCAGGCUAUCUGAUGACGAUGCCCAGGACUAUGUUAAGGUGAAGGAAGCCAUUCUUAAGAGGUAUGAACUUACCGAAGACGGUUUCAAGAAAAAGUUCAGGUCUGAAGUUCCCCAGGAGGGGGAAGUGCCGGACCAGUACAUUGUACGUCUCAGCAGUUACCUGAACAGGUGGAUCGAGCUGUCUAGCACCCCCAAGACGUAUGAGGGAAUCUGUGAUCUGGUCGUCCAGGAACAAUUCCUUGAUCUGUGCCCCUUAGAUCUGUCAAUCCACCUACGAGAGAGGAAACCAAAGUCCUUGGAGGAAAUGGGGAGGAUGAGCGACCAGUAUCUGACGGCUCACGAGACGAGCCUGGCUGAAGGUGUCCGUCCACGCAACUCAUCAAGAUCUGAGGGCGAGCCUGGCCGGAAGAGCGGUCAAGGUGGCUCCGGGGAGCCUGGGGGAGGCUUCCGUAAGACCUGUUACCACUGUCGUGAAACAGGGCACGUGAAAGCUGAUUGCCCUAGUUUGGGGAAAGGGUUCUCCAAGAAGAAUGUGGUGGCACAGAGUAUGUUCGCGCAGGGAGCAGACAAGCCCUGGGACGCGGAUGGAAACUUGGCGGAAGAUAGCAAGUACAGCAGCACUGGAGCUGUGAACGGCCAGCAAGUACAGGUGUACAGGGACACUGGGAGCUCCAGGACCUUUGUCAACAAGACAUUGGUGCCGAGGAAGGCAUACACAGAAGAUGCCAUUAAAGUCAGACUGGCCAAUGGGGCUGUUGACAGCGUGCCUACAGCCAGAGUUGAGCUGGAAGUAGAUG